AUGAACCCCAACGCCGCCCCCAACGCCUUCUCCUACCCCGGCGCCGGCGGCAUUAACCCCGCCCUCCUCGCAUCCAUGCACGGCGGUGGCGGCGCCGCCCCCGCCCCCGCCCCCGCCCCCGCCGUCCAGCAGCCGGGCAACAAGUUCCCCUACGGUGGCGGCCUCGGCGGCAUCAGCCUCAACCCCCAGAUGUUCCAGCCCGGCGCCGGCCCCGCCGCGGGCCUCAUGAGCUUCACGCCCCAGCAGUACCAGCAGCUCGCCCAGAUGAAGGCCAUGGGCAUGCGCGCGCCGGGCAACGUCAACAUGAACCCGAACAUGAACGCGAUGCAGCCCCACCAGCAGCAGCAGCAGUCGUUCCCGCCGGGCUUCGCGAUGGGCCAGCCGCAGCCGCACGACGCCCAGCCCCCGUUCUUCAACGAGCGCAGGCCGUCCUCGAGCGCGUCGCACUCGUCCGCGCACAUGCCGCAGAAUAUGAACCCCAACAUGUCCAUGUCCAUGCCCCCGCCCGCCUCCGUGCCCCCGCGCCCGCCGACCGCCGCCCCGCCCUCGCGCCCGCCCACGCAGUCGCCGUACCACGGCGUCAAGCGCAAGCUCCCCGGCGCGGGCGCGGAGAGCCCGCGCCUCGGGAUGGGGCACCCGGGGCAAGGCGCGAGCGUGAAUGGCGCGCCGCAGACGCCGCGCGUGGGGUCGGCCGGCCCUGGUCCUGGUACGCCUGCGAAUGCGAGUGGUGGGGUGGGCAUGGGCAUGAAUAUGAAUAUGAAUAUGGUGCCGGGUGCUGGUGGCGUAGCGGGAGGGCUCCCUGGAGAGAUUAAGCGCCAGCCCUCGGGCGCGCCCGACGGGAUGUUCGCGCAGAAGAACGCGUCCGGGCCCGCAGGGACGAGCGCCCCCGCGCCGCGCCCCGCAGCGAACCCGCCGCCCGCGCUCCCGCGCCCCGUCUCGCUCAACCCCGCGACCACGCGCGUGACCGUCGUCCCCCUCGCCGGGUCCGACGCCACCAUCCCCGCGCUCUCCCAAGCCGAAAUCGAGAAAGUCAAGGAGUGGAUGCAGGUGGAUAAGGAGUAUGAGGAACGGCUGCGCGGGAUGAAGGGAAGGAUGGAGCUGGAGGUGCGCGAGGGGUGGGUGAAUGGCGUGAGGGAGGUGGGCGGUGUGAAUGGGAGUGUGGGCCGGGCGGCGUGGUGGGAGAAGGAUGGUGCGCCCGGGGCGGGCGGGAGGAGAAGGGAGAAGUUUGGGAUUACGUACCCCAAGAGUGGGAAGGAGGGGCGGAGGAAGGUCGGGAGGCGGGAGGGGAUGAAGCUGCCGCGCAAGAUCGACCCGCGAGACGCGGACCGCCCGGAGCAGCUCGUGCCCAUCCGCCUCGAGUUCGACGUCGAGCACCACAAAAUGCGGGACACGUUCGUCUGGAACCUCAACGACCCGGUCGUGACCCCGGAGCUCUUCGCGCAGUCCGUCGUGGACGACUAUGCCCUCCCGCAGGCGUACCACGGCGUCAUCACCAAGUCCAUCCAGGAACAGCUGAGCGACUACCAGGCGCACGCCGCCGGCGCAGAGGCGGCGGAGGCGCUGCGCGGCCGCCUGGACGGAGAGGAGGCCGCGUGGUGGGAGAGCUGGCGGAAGCGCCUGCGCACUAGGGGGGGAUUCGUGAGGAAGGGCAAGAGGAAGGAGGAGGGCGAGGGCGAGGGGGAUGUGGGACGGGCGUAUAAACUGGACGAGCUGGAGGUGGGGGAGGAGGGGGCCAGGGAGGAGAUGAGGAUUGUUAUCAAGCUGGAUAUUAUUGUGGGGAGUAUCAAGCUCGAUGACCAGAUUGAGUGGGAUCUCAAUAAUGAGAAUGCGUCCCCUGAGCACUUUGCGGAGGUGUAUGGGAAGGAGCUGGGGCUUGCUGGGGAGUUCAUCACGGCCAUCGCCCAUUCCAUUCGUGAACAAAUUCAGACAUUCCAGAAAUCGCUCUUCCUCGUCGGCCACCCCUCCGACGGCUCCGCCGUGCAGGACGACGACCUGCGCAUGACCUUCCUCCCGCCGCUCGCCUCCGCCGCGCGCGCGCUCGACCAAGUGCCCGCCUUCACGCCCACGCUCAACUACCUCGACGACAGCGAGAUCGAGAAGAGCGAGCGCGAGCGCGAGAAGGAGGCGACGCGCCGGCGCAAGCGCAACACGCGCGGGCGGCGCGGCGUCGCGCUGCCCGACCGCGAGCCGCUGCGCACGUACCGCACGCCCGCGCUCGGGUUCCCCGAGGUCGACGCGGCGACGCUCGCGGCCGCGGCGAUGGCGAACGUGCCGACGAGGCGCGCGGCCGCGGCCGCGGCGUCGCUGACGAUUGCGAAUAUGGUCGCGUCGGAGAACGGGACGAUCGUCGCGACGCCGCAGAUGCCGGUUAGUUUGCUGCCGUCGGCGGCGGGGAGGGAGGCGAAGGAGAAGAAGGCAAGGGGCUUGUUCAAGCCGCCCGAGCUGCCGCCGGCUGCGUUCAGACCACGCGCGAAGGUGAAGGCGCCCACGGAGUCGACGGCGAUGGAUACGUCGCUCCUGCCGCCGCCAUUGGAGAAUGAUCCGCCGGUAUCUACUGCGGGCUCGGGCCCGCCGGAUAGCAGGAUGUCGGUGAAGCCUGGGAAGGUAAAGACUGCCCGCGAGCUGGAGAGGGAGGCGAAGGAGAAGGAGUAUGCGGACGGGCAGCAUCCCAAUUUCAUUGAUGGCGUCUGGCAUUGCUCGAACUGCGGCUGUCCUGAGAGUAUCGCUGUCGGCAGGAGGAAGGGGCCGCUGGGUGACAAGACGCAGUGCGGGCAGUGUGGUAAAUUCUGGCACCGGCAUAGACGACCCCGGCCGGUCGAUUACAAUAGCAGCGCGGAGUACCAUCGCAACCUGAUGGAAGAGGCGGAGCGAGCCAAAGUGAUGGCACGCAAGAAAGGAGGAGCGGCAGCACUACGCGCGAUGAGUACCGCCACUGAGCAAGAUCCACCGCCUAGCGCCGGGCCCUCUGGUUCCAGCUCGCGACCUUCCAGGCCGAACUCCGUCGCGAGAACGGGUGGUCGAGCGCAGUUGUGGGUAGAAGUGCCCCCUCCGCAGACGCCUGUUACUGCCGGGGAAGGGGAGGAUGACAGCAAGGACGCGAUAUCGCCGAUAUCGAGCGGAAGCUCGAGUGCAUCGGAGUCGCCGCUCGCUCAUAGGAUCCGGCCCAAUGGAGUCAAUCAUUCCAACCAAUCGUCAACACCCGCGCCCAGACCGACGUCGACUGCAGAUGCGCAGGGUUCUGUCGUCUCGUCUCAACCGCCCUCGGCGCACCCGAAGCCUCCCUCUUCAAACCAUAAUAAUGUUUCGACGGAACCGCCUGAGUGGCUCUCCGCUGCCAUGCAAGCGAUGCGGGAGCGAUAUCCUCAGGAUCGCUUCGAGACUAUCCUCAAAAAACUGAAUCCAAAUGCGUCACCGGAAUGGCGCAUCAAGUGUCUGGACUGUCCGGGCAAGCUGUAUACCCCUGGCCCGGGUGAAACCCUCUCAAAUUACGAAGUCCAUCUGAAGAAUAGACAGCAUCGACAACGGGUGACUAACCGCGUGAACGAGUCGUCUACAUCAUAGAUGUCGGACGUUGUAUAUCCGUUAGUACAAGCCUGUGUGAUAUUUUCCGCUGUCUCGUUAUUACUAUCAGCUGCUGUUGUUUGCAUUGUUCGGGCUGUGACCGCUGUCAUUGUAUUGUUAUUCGGAUGUAUAUCUACAGCCUUAUUGCAUCGUAUUGUUGGAUAAAAUUAGC
Messenger RNA from Gloeophyllum trabeum ATCC 11539, 3733 nucleotides. RefSeq names its product SNF5-domain-containing protein. Gene Ontology annotation, cellular component: SWI/SNF complex; nuclear chromosome; nucleus. Gene Ontology annotation, biological process: chromatin remodeling; regulation of transcription by RNA polymerase II. The coding region runs from base 1 to 3561 and encodes 1186 amino acids. Gene Ontology annotation, molecular function: zinc ion binding; transcription coregulator activity. The record is from RefSeq and is a predicted model, not a curated record. Lineage: Eukaryota; Fungi; Basidiomycota; Agaricomycetes; Gloeophyllales; Gloeophyllaceae. The transcript has 9 exons.